This is a messenger RNA of Cryphonectria parasitica EP155, 2594 nucleotides long. RefSeq lists its product as uncharacterized. The coding region runs from base 252 to 2087 and encodes 611 amino acids. The record is from RefSeq and is a predicted model, not a curated record. Lineage: Eukaryota; Fungi; Ascomycota; Sordariomycetes; Diaporthales; Cryphonectriaceae. The transcript is spliced from 5 exons.
AAAAACAGCACAACUCGAGCUUCUCAGGAUCGCAAGACAAUGGCUCCGCCCAUUCAGACUGUUGCUUCGACCUCCUUCUAAAGACCAGGAAGCCCUUCUCUACUGAUCAACACGAACCAUUUCCUCUUCUCUUUCAAGAAUACGAGUAACAAGCACACCCUCAACACACCUAUUUCAGCAUCACCUACUCUCACAGGCCCUCGUGUUUUAGACUUCUGAAAUCGGCCGCCCCGCAGCCUUAUCUCGCCACCAUGGAUUCCGUAAUCGAUGAGAUCGACCGCAUCAUCGGAGAGCUGGAUAGCACCACUAACAGUAUCCUGUUGAGCCGGAACGCUUUCAGCUCGGGGUCUCUGCCCACAUAUCUCGGGCCCCCGACUGCAGACGACUACAACGAAUCCAUCUCCGAGAACCAUGAGCCAGCCCUGACUCUGUCCACGACCGAUGUGUCUUCCUGGGAUUCUGGGCUACACCAGCAUGGCUCCGAUGCGACGCAGCCCAAGACCAAUUUUAAGGCCUUGAGAGCGCCACAAGUCGAUCUGCAAUACAUCGGAGAGGCACCUGAGAUCUUUGUCGAAGGACCGCCGGCACGCCCGCCUGAUCUUACUCAGGAGGCCGAUCUACCAGGUGGUACCGCCGCACGUCACGGUCAUCGGGUAUCUCGCCCCGCAAACCCGUCCGUCGAUGUAUCGCUGCCCAUGCUUUCAGCCCUCGGCGGCGCUUCGGCUGUGGGCAACACUGCCGAUAUCCCGCUCUCUGCAACCCCCAUGACGAGAGACGGAAGCAAGAGAAGCGGGCGAAUAUGUGACCGCGGGAGGAUGGCCGAGCUACUGCCGGGUGAAGGUCAACCAAGUGUCUGGCAGGCAGAUUUGGCCGAGACGAUGCUGCCCGUGGACAACUGUCCGACAAGUAAUGCGCCGAUAUACAUCAGCGUCGGCUUCGAGCCAGAUCCUGGUGACUCAUCCGAUUUGACCCUCUCCCUCCAAUCCAGUCUUGGCACGAGCUCGUUCUCACCUGCCAGCUGGAGUUUUGAGCAGUACUACCGACCGCCCUCGACGAUUUUUCCUGCCGUGCCUUUGACAACAGCAGGAAACUGGCCCGGGAUUUUACCAAGUGCUCGGUCACUGCAGGCCGCUGCGCCGUUCGGCACGCAGCCGCUGUGGAUGGGCGGCAGCUGGCCGGGUGGCUACUCCUCACCCGAACUAUACUACCGGCUCUGUCCUCACGAACUACCCUCCGCCAACGCACUUCUUGCCUGGGCCGAGAAACAGGUCAGGCAGGAGCUCGCACGGCACUCGACAUUCGAGGCCGCCAUCGGUACCUUGAUUUUUACACUGCUAGACCGCCCACUAUCGGUACCUCCUCCACCCGAGAGGGCCGGCAGGAACAAGAACAAACCCACACCGCUCUCGUCUCGGGUUCUGUUGCGCAAUGUAUGCGAUAUGAUGAGCUGGCUCCAAAUUCUGCGGGCUCAGACGCUCUACGUGCGCCAAUGGCCCAGUCUAGGACCAUACGGAAGUGCCGGAGGGGCCGCCAGCAGCUCGUACUUGAUGGAGGGUGUGCUCUCGGAGCUCAAGUGGCUGGCGGUCGCCGAGCUCGUCGCUGCCGAGAGGAGCGCGGUAGAAAACCUGGACCUUCUUCUCAACAAGGGCAUCAAGGGCGUCGAGGUACAGGUUCUGGCGUGUCUCUGGCAGAUGAUAUUAAUCUAUCGGCAGCAGAUUGCGGUCUUUACCACCUUGGCCAGUAUGCAUGCUGCCAUUCGCAUAACCGUCGAGCCCGCCCUAGCCAUCCUCUACCAGCUCCAACGUACCCUCCUCGUCAAGUACGGGGCCUGUUUCCGCUCCUCGUCGCCAUUCUACCCACGGCGCGGCCAGCCAUCCACGACGGACCGUCUUCAGGGCGACGCUCGGCUCAAGGGGGCGUGGCAAAACGUACUGACGAGUCGGCAAGACUUUGACCGAGAGAUCUCUGCGUCCAUGGCGCCCUCGGAUGUACUGCUCAAGGUACUGGUCACGGAAGUCGAAAAUGACCUAAGGCGUCGGCGUUUGCAGAAGAGGGCCCCGGCACGCAGGCCCCCGCCAGCAUCAUGAGAAGUAGUAGGUCACGUCAAGUCACGCCGCUGCGCUCGUCCUUCCUUCGCCCCCCUACUCCGCUGCCGGAGCUAGGCAACUUCUCGGUAUCCUCGCCGCGCAUGUCAUUCGCAGAUAGGGCUUUUGGGGUGUUUCACACAAGGGGCGUUCUUCAACAGUUCGCCCCCGCGUGGGAUAUCAUCGGCACUAUCUAUGAUACAUCGUUAGGGAUAUCUUACACGACCACGUCUCGGCGGCCCCCCUUUCCCCCCCCCCCCCUCUCUUCUCUUUUUCUUCGUUUUCUCCUCAUUGGUGACUAAAGUGGGUGAGUAGUAAAGGGGCGACUUCUCAUGGGGAGGCACGGCGUGCUGUAUUAUAUCUCAUUCUUGACUCUUUCAUAAUGGCUAGAAACUAGGGAAGAACAGGGUAUCGAUUAUGGAGGAAUAGGAAGCAUCUAUCUUUCCAAAAAAAAAUCUAGCCACUGAGCACGUCCUCCUCUUAUUGAUCAUGGAUUAUGCGUUCUCAUAU